Messenger RNA from Rotaria sp. Silwood1, 993 nucleotides. The record is from the annotation of a GenBank genome assembly. Lineage: Eukaryota; Metazoa; Rotifera; Eurotatoria; Philodinida; Philodinidae.
AUGGCGAAAUCUCUAGCUGAGAAUUUAUCUAAAUCUGCAACAAAAGUUGUUGAUUACUUUUUAAAUGAUUUACAAUCAAAUGGAUCUUAUCGAACAGAAGCAAAAGAUUUAGCAUGUUAUUUUAAAUCACCAAUGAUGUUUAUUAGUGCUGGAUAUGAAAAACAAGCUAAUAAUGUAUUAGACUAUAUUAAAAAUACUUUUCUUAUUAAUGGUGACUUUCUAACAACAAUUGAUAAGAAAAGUGAUCAACCAGAAUAUAUCGAAUAUUGGGUUUAUAUAAAUGGAUGGAUUGUUCGUGCAGCACAAAAAUUGAAUCGAACUGAUAUAACGAAUACGGCAUCCAAUUAUUUAGAUGGAUAUUCUUGUGAGAAUGGUGGUUAUCUAACAAAUAAAAAUGAUACAAAUAAUAAUGGUAUUACUGAUAUAUUAACAACGGCAAAUCUUGGUCUUUUACAAUUAGAACGUGGUAAUAUUGAACGUGCUAUUAAAGCAGGUAAUUAUCUAUUGAAAGUAUUUGAAAAACAAUCCGAUUUAAUAAAUGGAUUAUAUUUACGUUUGGACAAAAAUGAUAAUUUAAUUACGAAUUAUUCAUCGGAUAUGUCAUGGGCAUAUAUUGUUCGUAAAAAUGAACCACAGCAAGCUUAUUUUAUGAUUGGUUAUCCAAUUGGAUUUUUAGUAUUAUUGUAUAAGAAAACAAAUGAUAAAAAUUUUCUUAAAGGUGCAAAAGAUUAUAUGAACUUUGCAUUAACAUGUAAUGAACAUGUUUAUUCAUCUAGUAUGAGUCAUAAAUUGGCAUGGUCAGCUGCUUUACUUUAUAAAUAUGAUGAUACAUUGAAAGAGAAAUAUUUGGAUGCUAUUGAAAAAAUUACUAAUUCUCUUAUGAAUCAACAAACUGAACCAGGCAUAUUUCCUGGAUCAAUUAAUUCAUCUUAUGAUCAAAGUGCUGAAAUUGGAUUUUGGUUUCUAGAAAUAGUUCACACCUUAAACGAAUAA